Messenger RNA from Exophiala viscosa, 2794 nucleotides. RefSeq names its product anaphase-promoting complex component APC5. Gene Ontology annotation, molecular function: protein binding. The record is from RefSeq and is a predicted model, not a curated record. Gene Ontology annotation, cellular component: anaphase-promoting complex. Gene Ontology annotation, biological process: anaphase-promoting complex-dependent catabolic process; positive regulation of mitotic metaphase/anaphase transition; protein K11-linked ubiquitination. NCBI's taxonomy places the organism in Eukaryota, Fungi, Ascomycota, Eurotiomycetes, Chaetothyriales, Herpotrichiellaceae. The transcript is spliced from 2 exons. Bases 229 to 2541 code for a protein of 770 amino acids.
AGGAAAAAAUUGGUGCAAACAAAGCAAACUUCACGUCCGCCAAUCAUCUUUCAGCAACGCGUCGGCGACGAUUGUCUCCCUUGAGCGCGCAGAGUGAAUACAUCUGGAAGUCUCAACAUUCAGCCCCGACAACAAAUCAUGGUGUUUGAUGGAUGAAGCAGAUCGGCAAAGCAUCUGCAGCUGGUGGCCUAGUAGAGAGUCUGUCAUGAUCGCAGCACUGACGACAACAUGGGCCGCUAUUUAACGCCAGCGAAAGUUACAUUACUCGUGGUGGCCUUGAUCUAUGCAGAGGAUCUCGUCCCAACAUCAGCAGCCACAACUGUGUUAACAUUCCUGCUCAGCCAUAUCACACCGACAUCCAAAGUCUCUGAAUCUUCGCUUGAAGGCACGGGGAACGAUUAUGCAUUGCCGGUAUCAUUGUUCGAGUCCACCCUGGCCCCUCACCCCUCCGCGUGGCGGCCAGGACGAUCGCUAUACGAUCUCCUACUAAGAAGACUAUGGACGAUCGAUUGCUCCCAUGCUCUUGACGCCUUCAUCACCAACCUGCCAUGUCUCUUAACAAAGACGAGGGAACAGAUCUUGCGCGAACGCGAGACAGGAGAAGAGUCCGACCAACCUCACGGCCGCAUUCUCCGAACAUCACCUCUUGGCGCCUUCAUCCGUCGCUGUCAUCUAGAGUACACGAGGCUGCAAUUCCAAGACAGCAUCGCGCUCUGGCAGGACUUUAUCUCCUAUAGACUACCAACCCGACAGGCCUUCGAGAGGAAGAACCCUGCCGACGCCAGAACAGGGCUCGAUCUGAACUUCGCCCAAAUGCAACUCGAUUCCACACAUCCUCUCGCACAGAUCAUGUAUGGUCGUCUCGCCGACGAUGACGAAGACCACGUUGGGACCGGCACGUUCAGCAUCUACGACGUCGAGAAGCUCAUGGAAUUUCAGGUCGCAGAGCUGCAGCGACUUGGCGGCCGCUUGCCAGAUGGCAUGAAGACGAGACUGGAUCAGAUGGCCAAGUCGGGCACAGUCAUACCCAAGCUGGGCCACUAUCUGAGUUUCCUGGAUUCGUGGCGGGCCGGAGAUUUCGCGUCCGCACUGGACAAUCUGCACCGCUACUUCGACUAUGCCAUGCAAACCCGCGAACGGGCAUUCUAUCAGUACGCGCUUCUGAAUCUCGCCAUCCUGCAGGCAGAUUUUGGUUCUUACGCCGAAGCAUUGCCUGCGAUGCAGGAAGCCAUUGCUGUCGCUCGUGAGAACAAAGAUAUCACAUGCCUCAACUUCUGCAUGAGUUGGGUGUACCACUUCGGCCGGUCAUUUCCGCAAGAGAGGAAACCCAUAGGAAACACUGGCAUUCUUGGAAGCGAGGUCGAAGGAUUGGCGUUCCUCAAGUCUAGAGCAAAGGAUGCUGAGAUGUGGAGUCUAUUGAGCACGACAUUGCUCAGCGAGGCCAAGCUCGGUCUGCAGUACGGGGAUAGUCUGGCGACUGUCUUCGAGAACAUCACUAAAGCGUCGCAUCUGAAUAUUGUCAAGUCAGCGCAGAGCGUCACGGGGCCGACUUUGCUCAUGAAGGGUGCUGCGUACAGUCGUGUCGGAUUGACGCAUUUGGCUUGGUGGUGCGGUCAGGCCUUUUUACAGUGUCACGCCAAAGAUGCGCCGAUCGAGGACUUGCUGAAAUGUAAUUGCCGCAUGGCUGGUCUACUUGUCCAGCGAGGUCGCUACAACGAAGCCACCGAGAUGCUCGACAGUCUUCCGCCUCAUGUUCUGAGGGUGUUGAAGUUUCAGAACUACUUAAACUUCUAUGCCGGAAUGCUCAAGGUCCGUAGGUUUCUGCAUCGUGAUGACCUCGAUGCGGCGGAGCAUUUACUUGAGCGUCUGCGCGGCCAAGGCGUCCCAGAAGCAGAGAUUGGUUUCACCCUCUCGUUGUUGGAGAUUGACCUGUUGAUGCGUCGCGGAAAUCUCGAGAAGGCACUCAAUACAGUGGAGUACGUGGUGCACAAUAUGCAUCAGGAGGUUAACGAUGUCGCGGUUCAAACUCGCCUGAUGAACCUCAAGGCCAGGAUUCUGGCGGAGAGUGGACAUGCACUAAAGGGAUUUUCCCUGGUGAUGCGAGCGGCCCAAAUUGCGUAUCGAGGGAGGAUCUUACCCUCUUUGUGGGAAUCAGUUGGGUUUCUCGCAAACAUUCUUAACGACUUGCAGGAGUUCGAGGCUGCUGCAGACCUGUUGCAGGCAGUAUUGCCGCAGGUGCUGGAGUUUCAGGAUUGCGAGAUGGCUGCUCGAUCGCAUGCAGUGCUGGCGGAUUCGAAUAUGGGAAUGGCUGGAAUCGAACAAGAUCAAUCCACAAAGCAGAAGGAGUUCAUCAGCAGAGCCAUGGAAAAUAUUGAUCAUGCGUAUCUUCAAUUUCGAUACAUUGAAGACUUGAGGGGUCAGCUGGAGAUGCUCAAGAAGAAAGCAACCAUCAUGCACUGGCGCGGAGAUUUGACCUUGGCCAACGACAUUGCCACUCAAUAUCUCGAGCUGGAAAAGCAAUACAGGUCCCAGCGGGUUUAGCUUGCAACGGGUCGAAGUGAACAACGAUCCACCUUGGCGGCCAAGGUUGUGUUUGUAUGAAAUGAUGAUCGAUGCAUUCUAGCAGUACCAUGCUACGAAUUUGUUCGUGCGUGCUCCUGCUCAACUCCAUAUAUACAUAGACGGGACAUCAACAUUCGAGCCGCCAAAAAUUGUCUCUUGCGUAAUAUCUAGGUCUGCUUGUCCUUCUUGUGGUAGUUGACCUUGUCGUUCCAGAAGAUGUUCUUUGUCCGGA